AUGGCUCCGAAAUUGAGCCCGCAGGCGCUGGCGCAUCGGCUUCUGACCUUUGCCGACGAGGCGGCGAUCACCAAGUUCUUGGCCGAACAGCCCGUUGCAUUCGACGAGCCGAACGAGCAAGGCUGCACGCUGCUCAUCACCGCCUGCGCCUUUGAUCGCGCCGAGCUCUUGCCGUUUCUGGUCGCCAAGACGACCGACUAUACGGCCGCGACGCAUGGGAAUCUCAACAACGUUUUGCACUUUGCCGCCUUGUCGCCGCACCCGACCGUCAUGACGACGCUCUUGGCGGCGAAUCCACUUGCGUUCUCGCGGCUUCUCAACACUGGCAACGCCAACGGCGACACUCCACUCAUGGUGGCCUGCACGGCCAAGCACGUCGACGGCGCGUUGGCCUUGCUCGGCAGCGGCGCCGACCCGACGGUCGCCAACCAAUCUGGCAUUACAGCACUCAUGUGCGCCGCCCGCCUCGACGAGACCGAGCCCGAUACUGCCGAAGCGAGCUCGCGCGCCUUAGUGACGGCCUUGCUGCCCGGUAUGACCGCCAGCGCACUGGACGCAGUCAACAGCACCGGCCAGUCAGCGCUGCACUUUGCAGUCCAGAGCCGCAACACGGCAGUGAUCCUCGCGUUGCUCCAAGCGGGCGUCAAUGUCGGGCUGCGCACCAAGGACGGCUACACGGCGCUUGAGAUCGCGCAGGCCGCGCCGUACUUUGAUGCGGAUGCGCUUCUCGCGAUGGAAGCUGCGUGGAGAGCGCUGGAGGCGCAGCUGGAGGCCGACCUCCUGGCACUCGCCAAUGACGAGCCCACGCCGGCGCCGAAAACGUCCAAGAAGAAGAAAAAGGCCGCAAAGAAAGGUGCCAGAGCCACGCCCGCCGCGAUCAACGUCGAGCCAGCGACGCCGAUC
Saprolegnia parasitica CBS 223.65 is the source of this 903-nucleotide messenger RNA. RefSeq lists its product as hypothetical. Gene Ontology annotation, molecular function: protein binding. NCBI's taxonomy places the organism in Eukaryota, Oomycota, Saprolegniomycetes, Saprolegniales, Saprolegniaceae. The annotation marks the transcript as partial. The transcript has 5 exons. The record is from RefSeq and is a predicted model, not a curated record.